Messenger RNA from Histoplasma mississippiense, 1371 nucleotides. RefSeq lists its product as hypothetical. Gene Ontology annotation, cellular component: mitochondrion. NCBI's taxonomy places the organism in Eukaryota, Fungi, Ascomycota, Eurotiomycetes, Onygenales, Ajellomycetaceae. Gene Ontology annotation, molecular function: pyruvate dehydrogenase (acetyl-transferring) kinase activity. Gene Ontology annotation, biological process: regulation of glucose metabolic process; protein phosphorylation. Bases 1 to 1371 code for a protein of 456 amino acids. The record is from RefSeq and is a predicted model, not a curated record. The transcript is spliced from 2 exons.
AUGGCACUUGUUAGAGAUGUUCGUCUUUCAAGGCGAUUGGGCUGGGUUCUCCCCCACCCCCAGACAAGGAGGCUCUCUACCCUCACUGCCCAGAGCUGGUCCUAUCCACCCUCGGUUUCUGACGUUGCCAAAGAUGAGGUGACGAGGCUCGCGUCUAGUCCACGGCGUCCGUUGACGCUCACAGACCUCCUCAAACAUGGACGCCCGCCCCUCUCACAAGAGGCCCUCCUCGCAUCAGCGAACUUUACCCUCUCAUUACUUCCUACUCGCCUAGCCUACCGGAUCCAAGCACUGAGAAAUCUUCCGUUCAUUGUCGUGUCCAAUCCGCAUAUAUCUAAAAUAUACAACAAUUAUCUGCAUUCUCUUUCGACCCUUCUUCCGUAUCAGCAGCGACGCAUUACUACCAUGGAGGAGGAGAUACAGUUUACAGAUGUCAUGGCUGAUCUUGUCCAGACCCAUACAAAUACUAUACCCGUGCUGGCACGAGGAUUUCUGGAAUGUAGAAAGUAUAUUAACUCCGCCGAAGUCACCAAAUUUCUUGAAGAACACUUGCGAGCCCGAAUCGGUACCCGAUUAAUCGCCCAGCAGCAUCUGGCAUUACAUAUGGCUUCACAACCACCAUUAGAUGGUACGAAACAGGGAUUGACUACACUACCAAACUACAUUGGAGUAAUCGAUACCGCGCUUCGGCCCGCACAGUUGAUUCGAACAUGCGAAGAAUUUGUUGCGGAAAUAUGUGAGCUGAAAUAUGGCGUUCGACCGCGUCUUGUGAUUGACGGAGAACCGGAUGCCACUUUUGCACAUAUACCUGUUCAUGUGGAAUACAUCAUUACGGAAUUAUUGAAGAAUGCCUUUCGGGCAGUUGUGGAAUCGGGCAACGAACGUGAGCCUGUGGAGGUCACUAUCGCUGCCGCCCCAGACGUGCCAGACCACCAUGUGCAAGAGCAUUCCCCAGGAGGUGGGAAGCCAUUAGAUGCUGAAGUGGAUUUCCGUAUUGGCAAGGACAUUGGGGAAUUACCUGACAGAAAUGAGCUGCUUGCUCCCCUUUUCUCCCCAAGUCAAGGUAUCACGAUCCGCAUCCGUGAUCGUGGAGGCGGAGUACAUCCCGAUCUCCUUUCUAAUAUCUGGUCCUACAAUUUUACCACAUAUAAAGAUGACGAUAUUCCAAGUGGAGACAAUGGAAACAUUGACGCGCUCAAUGCUUUCUCCGGUAGCGGAACCAAUACCAGUAGCAUCGCUGGCCUUGGCUACGGGUUACCCUUAAGUAGAGCAUAUGCAGAAUACUUCGGUGGUAGUAUUGCAUUGCAGAGCCUGUGGGGAUGGGGAACGGAUGUAUAUCUAACUUUACAGGGUGUGGGAAAAGUUGAAUAG